Scomber scombrus (Atlantic mackerel) is the source of this 1321-nucleotide messenger RNA. RefSeq names its product torsin family 2, member A (gene tor2a). Gene Ontology annotation, molecular function: ATP binding; ATP hydrolysis activity. Gene Ontology annotation, cellular component: endoplasmic reticulum lumen; nuclear envelope. Lineage: Eukaryota; Metazoa; Chordata; Actinopteri; Scombriformes; Scombridae. The transcript has 5 exons. The coding region runs from base 18 to 956 and encodes 312 amino acids. The record is from RefSeq and is a predicted model, not a curated record.
GAGUCACAGCAGCCAAAAUGUUGAGCACCUACUUUGCUCUGUUUCUCUUCUUCUCUCUGAGUCCGGUCUGCUGUGUUUUUCAGGAACUUUACUGCAGCAUCUCAGAAGACUGCAACUGUGAUUUUAAGCCGAAUAUAAGAGACCUGGAGUGGGACCUCUACAAAAAUGUCUACGGACAACAUCUGGCGCAGGACAUCGUGUCGGAGGAAGUGGCGAAGUUCCUUAAGAUUAAAAGCCCGGACCGGCCCCUGGUGCUGUCCUUCCACGGCUCGUCUGGGACGGGCAAGUCGCUGGUCAGCUCCAUGCUGGGAAACCAUCUGUACGGCUCGGCCAUGAGCAGUCCCUACGUCCACCAGUUCAUCCCAACGCUGCACUUCCCUCUGGCCAACCGGGCCGAAGAGUACAGGGAGGAGCUGAAGAGCUGGGUGCAGGAGAACCUGACCGACUGCGCUCGCUCCGUCUUCAUCUUUGAUGAGAUGGAGAAGAUGCCGCCGGGCGUCAUCGAUGUGCUCGAGCCGUUCCUCGGACCCUCGCACGUCGUGUUCAGAACCAACUACAGGAAGGCUAUUUAUGUCUUCAUCAGCACGGUGGGAGAGGAGGUGAUUAAUAAAUUGGCUCUGGAGCAGCGUCAGGCUGGACGGGACCGAGAGGAGAUAGAGUCAGCUGACCUGGACGACGCCAUCGCACACACACUUUACAACAGCAACACAAGCGGAUUCUUCCACUCCAGCAUCGUCCAUCAGAAGCUCAUCACUCGCUUCGUUCCGUUCCUGCCGCUGAGCCGUCGCCACGUGGAGCGCUGCGUCCUCGCUCAGCUCUGCCAGCGAGGCUCCUGCGGCCGCAGCGACGUGGUUCAAGCAGUAGGGGGCGACAUGCACUACACUCCCGUCCAGGGGAAGUACUUCUCCUCCACCGGCUGCAAGGCCGUCUCCGCCAAAAUCAACUUCUUCCUGUGAGGAAGGACGGACGUUUUAGGACGUUACGGAGUUUAGUUUUUAUAAUUAACGGACUUGAAAGAGACGCUUGAGGUGAGUCGGGGAGGAAGGUUUAGCUUUUUCGGAGGAGGAGGAAGUCGGAGCGGCGUUUCUGCAGCAGAGAGCAGAGCUGCAACCUUUCCAGACUCAGUGCACAGGAGAGUUUAUUCCCUGAGCAUCAUCCAGGACUCCUCUUCCUCCUCUUCCUCCUCCUCCUCCUCCUCGUCGCUCCACAUCCAACCCAACACUUUAAUUUAUAAACUCUACGUUGGUACAGUGCGAGCUCCGAUUCCGGUGUGAAAUUAUUGCUUUAUAUUUGUACUUUCAUCAUCAUCAUCAUCAUCAUC